UGUCUUGGGACACAGGGGAGAGCUGCUGCUGCUGACAGCUUAGUGGAGGAGACUGGGGCCAGAGAGACACUGAGGGCUUCACAGUGAUAAAGUUGUCAAGCAGAGAGUCCUGAGGGCCGGUUGCAGAGGGGUUUCCUGUGGUCUCAGCUGUGCAGCGCUGGAGAGAACAACAACAAUGUUUUUCCGCAUCCCUCGACUGACCCCUGGAUAUAUUAGAUUCCUGCAGACUCAGGCAACCCAGGCCGUGCUGCAGAGCCGAGAGGGCCCUGCGAUGCCCCGCAUGGCUGUCCUGCUGGGACUCAUGGGGAUCGGCAUGUCCGGCUACAGCUCCCGCCAACUGACACUGAACUACAAGCCGGCGAGUCACCUGUUUAGAUGA
This is a messenger RNA of Epinephelus fuscoguttatus (brown-marbled grouper), 379 nucleotides long. RefSeq lists its product as uncharacterized. The transcript has 2 exons. The coding region runs from base 176 to 379 and encodes 67 amino acids. The record is from RefSeq and is a predicted model, not a curated record. Lineage: Eukaryota; Metazoa; Chordata; Actinopteri; Perciformes; Serranidae.